AUGACUAGUAGUCUAGAUUUUGAUGUUCAAGAACCGUUAACUUCAAAUGCCACUCCAUUGACGAGUUCAACUCUAACAAUUAGAAUUAUAAAAUCAUUUCCAUAUAGAAAUGUUAAAUCAAUCGUUUUAUCCAAUUAUGAUUUAAAGGAAAAGACUGGACAUGAUUUAUUUAAUGAUGUCUUGAAGAAAAUUAAUAAUGAAGGUGCGUAUAGGCCAUAUCGUAACGUCAAUUAUGAUACUAUGAAAAUUUACACACAUGCUCAUGGAUCUAAGACAGUAAAUUUGGUUAUCAAUUUUACUCAUGACAAUCCUGAGGAUAAUUGGGUUUUGGAUACUAAGGAUCCAAAUGGUAAAAAAUUGUGUCAAUAUGACAUUGAAAAUGAAACGGAAAUCUCCUUAUUCAACCUUGAAGAUUACUUGGAAUUCAAGGCUAAUCCCGUAGAAAAAUGGCUUUAA
This is a messenger RNA of Kazachstania africana CBS 2517, 456 nucleotides long. It is a transcript of the gene AIM29, whose product is annotated as Aim29p. The coding region runs from base 1 to 456 and encodes 151 amino acids. The record is from RefSeq and is a predicted model, not a curated record. The transcript has a single exon. NCBI's taxonomy places the organism in Eukaryota, Fungi, Ascomycota, Saccharomycetes, Saccharomycetales, Saccharomycetaceae.